UUGCAAUGAACAAAUUUUAUGAAUGCAGUGAAACAAUCUUCAUUAUAUAAAUUUAAAACCUAUUUUUGUUGUUGUAGAGACACAUCUUCAUAUUGAUAGUUGUUAUACCACUUUUUGUUCUUAUUUUUUAUUUUUUGCUGACCACAAGUAACUGUAAAUUUAAAGCAAAAAAUAAGUAAGAACUCUUUAAGGUUACCAGUGGUUUUUGGUGUUUGUUCAAAAUACAUACAUUAGUGUCAUGUUUUUUAAAGUUUGUUUUGUUAACGACGUCAUAUUAAACGCUAAUUUACAGAUUGGUCACCUUUUUAUGUUGAUGUUCUUUGUGCAAAGAGAGACAUGAAAAAUCAACCACCAAUUUUAUUUGCAUUAUAACUUCAGUGAAGUAAAGUGCCUGUUUUUUAGCAUACUUAAAUUAAUAAAAAACAAACAAUUUAAAGAAGUUGUGCAUACAUAAUUAAAUAAAUAUUAAUUUAAUAAUAAAAACCCUCAGUAAUUGUUUGUUUGUUCUAGAGGUGCCAACAGGUUUUUAAAUCGUUAAAAAGUGAGCAUCUAAUUUCCAAAAAAUUAAUGGAGGAGGAACUAUUUGCAGACCUGGUAGAAGAGGUCGUAUCUACCAAAGGAGAUUUUACGCAUAAAAAAGGCGAAGAUGGAGAAGAAGAAUUCUAUAACCUAUUAAAAAGUUGGAAUUUGGAACAUUUAAAAACAUUUUUUGAAGAUGAACGCGUAACUUUUGGUGUUCUUAAAAUUAUGAGAAGUGGUGAUUUAAAUGACGUAACACAAAAAAUGAAAAUUGGAGACCGUCUUAUAUUUAAAUACAAUUUUGAACACUGGAAAUUUGAAAACGGUUUUACAUCACCAGCACAUAAAUAUUUGAAACACCACCGUGAAUAUACAUCAUCUUUAUCCUGUUUAUCAUCUCAGUCAUCGGAUGAAAUGGACUCUUUGCCAACUGUAUUAGAAAUUUUAAAACAACAUCAAGUCGGAAUUAAUAUUAUGGAGCAAUAUGAAAAAAUACAACUAUUAAAUGAACAGCACCGUAUAAUGAUAAUGAAUAUAAUAGUGGAACAUUUUUUUUCUAAAAACAUUAUUAUGACGCUGCAAAUUUCAUAUCGUUUAAAAAAUGAAAUUCUAAAACUGUUUCCAAACGAAAAAUUGGAGUACUAUCGGUCAGAAAGACGUGGGAGACUGUAUGUGAAGUAUCAUAAUAAUAAAGGAAAAUUGAAAAUGUUCCAAACAGUGCCAUCUUCUAAUAAAAUUCUGGAUGCCAAGCAAAAAUUUGCUCCCGAAGAUAACGCCGAACUUUGCUUACAAAGUUUAAAAAAUGAUAACCUUGAAGAUUUUAAGGCAACAUGGUCCGCUUGCGCAAAAUUUCGCAUAAACCAAAUAUAUUCCGGUUGCACAAGUAUUAAAGAAGCUCUUGCACAAUGGCCACAAUAUAAAGGAUCGAUUGGUUCUCAAUUGAGAUGGAUUUGGAUUUUAAAAUCAUCCAUGUAAAUUUCACAACAAUCACUGGGUGUGAUGAAAAACUGCAAAAAAUAUGCAACUUUUUAAAAAAUCGUGUUACAAUUCACGAUACUGAAAUUAAAAAUGUUGUAAACGGUUUAGAAGUGGAUCAGAUAGAAAAAGAUAAAAACGAUUUCUAUCUUAAGGUACUAUGGUGCGCUCACUAUUGCUUAUAUCCUACUAAGAAAUUUCCAAGAAAGGAUGUGAAUGGAAAAACCGACUUUGGAAAAUUUUCAAUAAAAAAUUCACAGGAAUCUUUUAUAUAUAAGUGAAACACACCAAUCAAUUUUAGAUUAUAUUGACUUUUUAAUAGACAAAGGCGAGCCAAUACAACCCUUUAUUUUAGGAUUAGGAGAUCCAAAGACAUUAAGUGUUUCAAAAUUGUAUGUGUAUUUAGAUUCAGUAAUGAUCGAGUUCAAUGAAUUUUGUAGAGCAUUAGAUAUUUGCUUUAAAGCGUUUCACAUUUUCAAUGUUGAAUAUCCUUUAGCUUCUUCAAAUUAUUGGUGUCUCAUAGAAAAUUAUUUAUACAAUAUUGAAAAAACUAAUUUAAAAAAAAAAAAUACCAAAGUUUCAGUAUUAAUAAAUGAAAUUUCAGGAAAUUAAAUAUUAAUAGUUUCAC
Lucilia cuprina (Australian sheep blowfly) is the source of this 2122-nucleotide messenger RNA. RefSeq lists its product as uncharacterized. The coding region runs from base 568 to 1494 and encodes 308 amino acids. The transcript is spliced from 7 exons. The record is from RefSeq and is a predicted model, not a curated record. Lineage: Eukaryota; Metazoa; Arthropoda; Insecta; Diptera; Calliphoridae.